AUGAAAAAUCUGCGAAAGGAGCUCGACGAAGUGAAAAAUGCCAUGAAGGGAAAGACAGCAAUGAACCUGGAUGGCAUGCUCAAACGAAGGACCUUGCUUCACAUAAUCCAUUUCACAGCUAGUGUUUUGGAGUGCCCCCUGCCUCCAAAAUUUCAUCUGCUGCAACUAGAGUUUUAUGAUGGUACAAAGGACCCCCUCAACCAUAUAGGGGCCUUCAAGACUAUUUUGAACCUACAGCAGACCCCAGACAAAGUUAUUUGCAAAUCUUUCCCUGCCACCCUCAGAGGGGCUGCAAGGGUUUGGUUUGGUAAGUUGCCAGCAUCUUUCAUAGCAAAUUUCGAACAAUUCAGUGACUCAUUCAUUCUUCAUUUCAUUGGAGUGCAGCGCCACAAGAGGCCAACCUCUUACUUGUUGACAGUAAGGCAGCAAGAAGGGGAAAGCUUGAUGGAUUAUGUGAAGCGAUUCAAUAAGGUAGGGCUUAAUAACCCCACCCUCAUCUUUUCGUUAGGGAAGACGUCGCCAACUUCUAUGACAGACCUGCUAUUCAAAGCCCAGAAGUAUAUGAAUGGGGAGGACGCCCUUACUGCUAAAGGACUAAUAGGAAAACGGAAGAAGAAGGAGACUGAGGAGUCUCAUGGUAGGAAGAAAGAUCGUAAGGAUUCAUACUCGGAGGUUAAGGCCGGUAAGAGUAGUCCUGAUGCCCCAAAGAAAAAGAUGAACUUCACUUCGUUAUUUAUGCCUGCAGACAAAAUCCUGAUGCAGAUAAAGGAUGAACUGGGGUUGAAAUGGCCUAAGCCGUUAAGCACGUCCUUAAGGAAGCGUGACCUAAAGAAGUACUCUCCUUUUCAUAAGCAUCACGGCCAUUACACAGAUGAAUGCUGCGAUUUGAAAAAGCAGAUAGAGGAGUUGAUUCAACGAGGAAAACUUCAAAAGUUUAUCAAGAGGGAUCACCAACCUCGAUCAAGGGUUGAGGAUAAAACUCAUGACGACGCCAAGGAUGACGGACGAGACCAUCCAAAGCAGGCCGUAGGAGAAAUACGGACGAUAGCAAGGGGACCUAUAUCAGGAGGGUCGUAUAAGUCUUUGAAGAAGACAUAUUACCGGUAG
This is a messenger RNA of Quercus lobata, 1107 nucleotides long. RefSeq lists its product as uncharacterized. The transcript has 2 exons. The record is from RefSeq and is a predicted model, not a curated record. Lineage: Eukaryota; Viridiplantae; Streptophyta; Magnoliopsida; Fagales; Fagaceae. The coding region runs from base 1 to 1107 and encodes 368 amino acids.